Messenger RNA from Amaranthus tricolor (Joseph's coat), 1032 nucleotides. RefSeq names its product zinc finger BED domain-containing protein RICESLEEPER 1-like. The transcript has 3 exons. Bases 1 to 1032 code for a protein of 343 amino acids. Gene Ontology annotation, molecular function: protein dimerization activity; DNA binding. NCBI's taxonomy places the organism in Eukaryota, Viridiplantae, Streptophyta, Magnoliopsida, Caryophyllales, Amaranthaceae. The record is from RefSeq and is a predicted model, not a curated record.
AUGCUUGAAAGUGCAUUGUAUUACAAGAAAUCUUUAAUUCAUUUUCAGAAAGUUGAUGCAAACUAUAUUCAUUGUCCUACUGCAGAAGAAUGGGCUAAAAUUGAAAAAAAUUUCAAGUUUUUAAAAGUUUUUUAUGAAGCUACUCUUGCUUUUUCUGGGACUAAAUAUCCUAUUGCUAACUUAUACUUUCCUAAUGUGUUGAGGGUAAGAUUGCUUUUAAAAAGUGAGAUGGAGAGUACGGAUGGUUUUAUGAAGAAAAUGGCUUGUAAGAUGUAUGAAAAAUUUGGGAAAUAUUGGAGUGAUUUUAGCAUUAUUAUGGCAGUCGCUAUUGUGUUAGAUCUUAGGUUUAAGCUUCAAUUUGUUCAAUGGAGCUUCAAAAAAGUUUAUGGAGAUGGUGUUGAUUAUGAGGAAGAAGUGGCUAAGGUGAGGGAGAAAACACAAGAAAUUUAUAAUAUCUAUGCUCUUAAACUAUCUGCAACUUCUCCAAGACAAAAAUAUGAAAGUUUACAUGUUGGAAAUAUUGAAGAUGCUACCGAUGAGUUUAUGACCGUAAACUUUGAUAGUUUCUCUAAUGAACAUACUGUGAGUAUGAAAUCUGAUUUGGAGAUGUAUUUUGAGGAACAACUAGUGCCUCGUUCAGUUAAUCUUGAUAUUCUUGCGCAUUGGAAGGCAAAUGUAUCUCGUUAUCCGGUACUUUCUUUAAUGGCUAGAGAUAUUCUUGCCAUUCCUAUAUCUACCGUGGCUUCCGAAUCUGCCUUUAGCAUUGGUGGUCGGGUACUUGAUUGCUAUCGAAGUGCUUUGAAGCCAAAUAUUGUCCAAGCUAUUGUUUGUCUAAAGGAUUGGACAUUUGAAGGAGCAAAAAUGGAAUCACAAUUGGAUGAGCUUUGUGGGAUGGUAAUGAAGAUUAAAGUUGAAGAAGAAGAAGACAUAUCUUGCCCUAGUCCAAGUCCAAGUCCAAGUCCAAGUCCAUGUCAAAGUUUCGAUCAACAUGAAUUCAGCUCAAAAGCAUCUUCCUUAGCCACCAUAUUUUAG